AUUUCCGAAUAUUAAUCACCAGGUGAAAUGAUAAGAGUUGAUUGAUGUAUUUGCGUAGGCCGGCCGAAAAAACCCUAAAUCAAAUGAUUUUUCGAAGUAUUUCUGCCCCAGUUUCUGGAAUACUAUUUUAGGCCACUCCGCCCUUCUCCGAAAUUUAUUAUAGUUUCGAAAACUUCCAAUUAAAUUUAUUAUACGAACAUUUCCGAUUCGAACGAGUGACUACAGCAUGUUUUACGAGACUUGCGCCUGAUGUUUGUUCUUAAAUAUUGUUGUUUAAUUGUUAUUUUUUCAAAAACAAUUAUUAUGUCUAUAGGUAUUGGCUUUUUUCAAGGGGUGUACAAUCGGAGUAUGUAAUAUUGAUUGCAUUUUUCUGGCGCAGUACAAAUAAACGAAUCACCCUGUGUAAAAACCAGCCCUUGUAACUUUUUACGAAAGUUGGCGAAAUUAAUGGUGGGGCAAUUGCUUUUAUUGGGACAUUUUGUGAUGAAUGAAACGUAGAAAGUUGGCAAUGAAGUGAACUCGUGUUGUGACUCCGCCCAACAGGUGAACUAUGCGCCAAAAUGGGCGGGGUUUAGCGGGGAGGAGUAUUGCAGUUGUGUUGAUUGUUGUCUUGUUAAAAAAAUAAUUUAGGAAUUGUUUUUUCUUGGGAUGAUCGCCGGAUUUGUCCUUUCAGGCAACCGAGUUGUCUCGUUGUUGUGGGGAGUUUCGAUGUUGUUCAUGCGCAGCUACGUCACGUAGUAUUCAAGCUUCUGUCAAAAAUAUGUGUCAAAUGCUGUCUUGUGUUAUUUACGUAAAUAAUUGUCUGUUGUAAAAUAAGAUAAUAAAUUUUAUAAAAAGUUGCGAAUUAUAAAUGAACUAGACAUAUGUUUAAAGUGGAAAAUGUUAAAGUUUGGCUCCAAACAUGACAGUAAUAUUGUUUACAAAUGCACGGUCCGAUUAUUGGAAGAUACGGAAAUCCUAGAAUGUGAAUAUAAGCCCCACCAUAAGGGUAAAUACUUGUUGGAAUAUGUGUGUCAACAGUUGAAUUUAGUAGAACAAGACUACUUAGGGCUCCGCUAUGUUGAUAUUCAAGACCAAAGACACUGGCUGGACUUAGGGAAAUCAAUCUGUAAACAAGUCAAAGAUUUGGAUCCGGUCCUGUUUAGUUUUCGUGUUAAAUUCUACCCUCCUGAUCCAUUCCGCCUUAAGGAAGAAAUAACACGUUACCAAAUAUUUUUGCAAUUAAAACGAGAUCUACUACAUGGGCGCUUAUAUUGCGCCACGAACGAAGCCGCAAUGUUGGCAGCACUUAUCUUACAAGGUGAAUUGGGCGAUUACGACCCUGAAAUUCACGUUGGAAAUUACAUGAGCGAAUUAAAAAUACUACUUAAACAGACUGAAACCAUAGAGGAGAAAGCGAUGGAAAUCCAUCAGAAGCAACUCAAAGGCCAAAGCCCCUCGCAAGUGGAAAACACCUUCCUCAAACUGGCCUGCCAACUAGACGCCUACGGAGUUGACCCGCACCCAGUGAAGGACCAUAAAGGGAGUCAGCUCUACUUGGGCAUAAAUUAUGCCGGAAUUUUGACAAUUCAAGGUAGUAGAAAAACGCACCACUUCCGGUGGCCCGACAUACAGAAAAUCAACUACGAGGGAAAAAUGUUCAUAAUCCACCUAAAUUACAAUGAUAAAAAGCAUACGGUUGGUUUUAAAUGCCCCACGGGCGCCGCCUGUCGCCACGUUUGGAAAUGUGCCGUUGAACAAAUGCUAUUUUUCACUUUGCCGGCAAGUUCCGACGCCCCGACUGUGAGCGGCGGUGGGUUCUUCUCAUGGGGUACGAAGUUCAAAUAUACAGGGCGUACUGAAAAGGAAAUCCUGGAAGACAGCGGCUCCCCAACACGGGAGGAGCCCAGCAUUCAACGCACGUCCAGUUUGAGGCGUAAAGCGUCCAGUGUACCUGCAACUCCUUCAACCCCCCUUCAGCCCCAUUUAGGUUAUAGUAGUCUGCCGAGGUCGAGUCAUUCGGACGCCGGAGGCUCCCGAAUGGAGUCUAGUAAUAGUACAGGGUUGCUGUCAGGGUUAGACGGGAACCCGUCCCAAGCUUACAGUGAUGUUGCUGCCUUAGAAACUGUUUCGGAAGACCAGGAGGCGAUGGGCGCCUCCAAACUUCGAACAACAGUAUUGAAGGAUGAUUCGAUGGAUCGCUUCAGUGAUUAUUAUUUCCGGGACUCGUUCGAACAUUCGUCGUCCGAAUCCCAGUUAAUUGAUAGUUACCGCGGCUACGAGACUACGAAUCCCUCUCAUCGCUCCAGUCGUAGCCAAACUCCGUUAUCUCAUUCUCAGGUUGAUGGUCGAAUUUGCCUGCCAAAUGCUACACAUAGUGUACAAACAAAUGUUAAGAAAACUAGAAAAUUUAACAUCGUGGGCGCGUUCAUACCCACGUUCAUUAUAGUAACGAUAUUUGUACUAAUUGCUACCGUUGUAAUGUUAGAAACUGAUUGUGAAUUAUUUGGUAGCUUUAGGAACAUUCCGGAGAUGGUCUCGCUAAAAUACCAAUUCUAUGAACCAAUUAAACAAUAUUUUCGAAGUAAAAUGUCGAUAUUUUUCUGAUUAUUUAAGCUCUCUCAUUUGCAUUUCGAAUUCAGCUUGAAGAACUCUUUGAAGUAGCAACAGAUUAGUUUAGUUGCAUAGAGUAAGGAAUCCAAUUAUUAAAAUAGUUCCUGCAAUACUAAAUCAUUAGACUAGGUUACGGUUUCUUUAACGACAAAAUCAGUUUUGUGUUCUAAUGGCUUUAAGCAAAAUGCACUGUUUUGUGAUACAUUCGUUGAACGAACUAAAGUGUAACAUUCCGUUCAGGGCGCUUCAACGUUAUUGUGGGCGUUCCUCAUUUUUUUAAUUUAUUGAACAAAUGUACAAUUUUUAUACAAAAGUACUCGGGCAGAAAUAUUUUGUUGGCAAUUAAAUUUAAGAAAUCUGUGAUCUUUUCUCAAUCUGCUGCUAUAGUAAUAGAAAUAAUCGUACAAAGAAGUGCAAUCAAAAUCUAUUUUCCGUUGAAUUUGUAACUCGAAUCAUAAUUGCUACUUACGCCAACAAUUUGUGAUUGUGUUAUACUUUUGUGUACACAGACUUGCUUAGCGAGGCUAUAUAAUUUUGUAUGUAUGUAUGAUGAUUUAAGGGGCCACAGAUUCAGAAGCACUUAGUUCAUCUAUUUUUAUACGUUUUAUUAUUUUCAAUUUUAUUUUUGUUAUCUUUCUAUGAUGUAACUCAUUUCGCCAAAUAAACUUAAGUCAAUUAA
Molecule: messenger RNA, 3271 nt
Organism: Tribolium castaneum (red flour beetle)
Lineage: Eukaryota; Metazoa; Arthropoda; Insecta; Coleoptera; Tenebrionidae
Gene: Frmd5
Product: FERM domain containing
Exons: 8
Coding region: 880-2586 (568 amino acids)
Cellular component (GO): cytoskeleton
Molecular function (GO): cytoskeletal protein binding
Source: RefSeq, a predicted model, not a curated record